AUGUCGAGCAGGGCUGGAGUCAUCGUGCCCUUGUACCAAUACCCUGUCGACCAGUCAACAUGGACUCCCCUAUUAGAACAGUCAGUCCACCCGCCGAUUGAUCACAUCACGAUCAGAGACAUGCCAGAAUCCACCGAAACGAGUGGUGGCACGCUGCCAAGGAUAUUGAGCCAUACACAUUUGCACUUCAUCAUAAUCGUGAACCCCAAUAGCGGUCCUGGACUUGAUCAAGCUGGGUGGCUACCAGAUUCAUCGUACGACAAAGCUCUAUCCUUGUUGAAUGUUUGCUCGAACGUGCAGAUGGUUGGAUAUGUGCGUUUAGAUUACUGCAGAAGAGAUUUUUCGGACGUUGAGACCGAUGUCCGGAAAUAUGCUAAUUGGUCCAGUGUUGGGAGCACUGCAUUUGCAGAGCAGUCAUUGCAGCGCCGCUUCGGCGUUGAUGGCGUCUUCUUUGACGAGACGCCAAACCUGUUCGACGAGGCUGCUGCCAACUAUCUAGCCCGCGUGGGCGCUCUAGUCAAGACAAGCCAAGGCAUCUUGAGUAAUCGCUUGGUUCGAAUGGUGGAGAGACAAGUUCGCCUCUGA
Messenger RNA from Lithohypha guttulata, 585 nucleotides. RefSeq lists its product as uncharacterized. Bases 1 to 585 code for a protein of 194 amino acids. The transcript has 4 exons. The record is from RefSeq and is a predicted model, not a curated record. Lineage: Eukaryota; Fungi; Ascomycota; Eurotiomycetes; Chaetothyriales; Trichomeriaceae.